This is a messenger RNA of Manis javanica (Malayan pangolin), 2521 nucleotides long. It is a transcript of the gene CXADR, whose product is annotated as CXADR Ig-like cell adhesion molecule. Gene Ontology annotation, biological process: homotypic cell-cell adhesion. Gene Ontology annotation, cellular component: basolateral plasma membrane; intercalated disc; bicellular tight junction. NCBI's taxonomy places the organism in Eukaryota, Metazoa, Chordata, Mammalia, Pholidota, Manidae. The record is from RefSeq and is a predicted model, not a curated record. Gene Ontology annotation, molecular function: cell adhesion molecule binding.
GUAUUUCACCUGCCGAGCUGGGGCGGGGUAGGACGGGGGUGCGGAGGUGCGGCAGCCGCCAGCCAGUCGGGAGCGCGCGAGGCGCCGGGCGACUGAGACCCCCGGGUGAGAGCCGCCUACCUGCAGUCGCCGCCCACGGCGGGGCAGCCACCAUGGCUUUUCUACUGCGCUUCGUGCUCCUGUGCGGUGUCGUGGAUUUCACCAACAGUUUGAGUAUCACUACUCCUGAACAGAUGAUUGAGAAGGCCAAAGGGGCGACUGCCUAUUUGCCAUGCAAAUUUAUGCUUGGUCCAGAAGACCAGGGCCCCCUGGACAUUGAAUGGCUGCUGUCACCAGCUGAUAAUCAGAAGGUGGAUCAAGUGAUUAUUUUAUAUUCUGGAGACAAAAUUUAUGACGACUACUAUCCAGAUCUGAAAGGACGAGUACAUUUUACAAGUACUGAUCUGAAAUCUGGCGAUGCCUCAAUAAAUGUAACAAAUUUACAGUUGUCAGAUAUUGGCACCUAUCAGUGCAAAGUGAAGAAAGCUCCUGGUGUUGGAAAUAAGAAGAUUCAGUUGACAGUUCUUGUUAAGCCUUCAGGUACAAGAUGUUACGUUGACGGAUCAGAAGAAAUUGGAAAUGACUUUAAACUGAAAUGUGAACCAAAAGAAGGUUCACUUCCUUUACGAUAUGAAUGGCAAAAAUUGUCCAACUCACAGAAACUGCCCACCUCAUGGUUAGCAGAAAUGACUUCACCUGUUAUAUCUGUAAAAAAUGCCACUACUGAAUACUCUGGGACAUAUAGCUGUACAGUCACAAACAGAGUGGGUUCUGAUCAGUGCCUACUACGCCUGGAUGUUGUGCCUCCUUCUAAUAGAGCUGGAACAAUCGCAGGAGCUAUUAUAGGAACUUUACUUGCUCUAGUACUCAUUGGUUUUAUCGUCUUCUGCUGUCAUAAAAAGCGCAGAGAAGAAAAAUAUGAAAAGGAAGUUCACCAUGAUAUCAGGGAAGAUGUGCCUCCUCCAAAGAGCCGUACAUCCACUGCCAGAAGCUACAUUGGCAGCAAUCACUCAUCCCUGGGAUCCCUGUCCCCUUCCAACAUGGAUGGAUAUUCCAAGACUCAGUACAACCAAGUACCAAGCGAAGACUUUGAACGCGCCCCCCAGAGUCCAACUGUCCCGCCUGCUAAGGUAGCUGCCCCAAACCUCAGUAGGAUGGGAGCGGUGCCUGUGAUGAUUCCGGCACAAAGCAAGGAUGGGUCUAUAGUAUAGAGUCGUCUGUCUGUGUUCUGCACACUUCUCUUAAAUAUGAAAACAUGUUCUGUUCUAAAUUUUGCUACCAGCCUCAAAAUAAUAUCAGAAAGAAGGUAACUAGAAACUGUACCAACUAUACUUCAAAAAGUAUCGUUUGGUUAUAUUGAAAUAGUAAAGGUAUUAAAGUUACUCAAGACAAAUUCACCAUCUGAAAAAGAUUUCCUUGAAGAGGUUGAUUUGAUAGGUUUGAGAGGUUUCUAAAUACCAACACUUAGUUGAGAUGUAGCACUUUGUAUAUGAAGUUACAGGUGAAGAAACUGGUGAACUUUCAUGCACACCAAGUUGAUACUUGAAUCAUCUGAAAGUAGUACCUUAAAAUUUCUGCCAUUAUUUUUAGGUUGCUUUUUCAAUUAAUUUAUGACCUAGCAGUCUCCCCCAAAUGGGUAAAGAAACAUUCAUGGAAAAAAUACUUACAUAUAUUAAUGUUUGUUCUUUUUAUAGUUUCUUUGAAAACUCUUAUGUUUUGGAAUCUCUAAUACAGAAAACACUACAUACAGUGUUCUGGAAAACUUUAGUUUUGCUUCUGAGUCAUUCAUAAACCUUGUCUGUGAAAUGAGUUCUUAACUGUUUAACUGAUAGACUGUUACAGGCAACAGGGACAUAUAAGUUCUUUUAUAUGCUAAAAAAAGGAGCAUCUCUCUUACUCACUUAGAAAACUUGCUGUCGGCUACAUAUAGUGAUAUCACCAGUGGGGCAGCCAUGAGUAUGGAUUUUGUUGCUGAGUGCUCUGACCCCGCACCUGUGGUAGUCUUCAGAACAGUGAGAAGCCACAUCGAGAACAUGGUAUUCUGCAGUUCUCAGCUAAACAGUGGCCCUCUACUUAAGGUGGUAUUUUUCUAAUAAGAAAAAUUAUAACUAAUUUAUUAUUUGAUUAAUUACAGUUGAAAUUCCCUAAUUACCAGUUCUAAAUUUUUUCCUUCUGGUUCAGUGGUUUUGUUUUUUGUUUUUUUUGGAUGGUGUUGCAUAUAUGUUCUGGAAACAUGUAAUCCUAAAGUUACCGUCCUGAGUGCGGGUUCCUGGAGGCUAUGUUCUUUACAGACUCUGCAUGAGGAAAUACAUUUUAAGCUAGUAAGUGUCCUCCAUCAGUUCUGUACCUCAGACCUGGGAGGAUGUGCCGUUGCUGUUGUAUGGCCAGCAUGUCUUUGUGUAGUUACAGAAAAAUCAAGCUGAGAUUUGAAGAGUUUGAGUAUUAGUUUUGUGAAAGUGAUUUAUUCUUUAAAAAAAAAAAA